UUUUUUGUAAACAUACAAUAAUGUGAAAUAUUAAUUUCCCACCAUCAAUUUAUUAUUUCUUACAGCUCGAGCGAAUUACGAGCACAUGUUUUAACUGCUUUCCAAGAACUCAUGGAACACGGCAUUGUGACAUGGGACUUGAUCAACAAUGUGUUUGUCAAGAAGGUACAAUCAUAACUGUCCAUUUCUCAAGCAGAAAGUUACAUUUAUUUCUAAACGCAAUUCUGUACGUAACCUGUAGUGCUGUGCGCUGGAGUUCUGCCGGAGCUCCGACGUUUUCUGGUCAGCCGGAGUUGCGUGCUUUCUCCCAGCUCCAACUGGAAAGUCAGAAUGACAAGAUUUGUGGCAAUUUCGUAGAAUUAGCGUUGGCUACUGGAAACGGCCAAAUACACCCUUCCAGAAAGUACGUCAUUUUUGCUAUAGAGCCUCGUUUUCAUUAUUGAUACGCCAUACGGUAGGCUUUAACUAAUAUCACAUACACGAAAGCGAGGCUCUAUAGCCAUCCUUGAUGCGCAUCCUUGAUACAGUCCGAAACGCAACUGAACUUGGAACGCGUCUUGAAGUACACCUUGGGGCGUGCCCCCAAGCAAAUUUUCAACGCCUCGCAAGCGCAAUUUGGAACGCAUCCGAACGAAAAUUUCAACGCGUCUCGAGUUCAUCCUGCAUCGAUAUAUUGCUAUACACAGGCUAGUUUUAAUCUAACAGUAUGAUUCUCUGCUCUAGUUAUGUAGCUUUGUCAGUACGACUGCGUUAACCGACCCCACCGUAUUAAAGAGAUCGUUAUCCAUAUUAGAAUCAGUUGUACAAAACAGGUACGACAUAUUAUUUAGCUUAUAACAUAUCUGUAGGUUUUAUUUUUGUGGCGGUAGGAAUGGAGGUCUAGAAAUGAAAGCUAACGAUGGCAUAUCAAACAUUUGGCCAAGAUUGUAGCUCCACUCCCUGUAACUCCAGAAUUAUUAAAGUUUUGAAGCACAUAUUUUGACACUUUUUGACAGGUUUUCUGACUUCUGCAGCCAUGGCUAAUUGUAACUCUUUGUGACUUUUGUUCUUUUUUAGUCCGAAUUUUUAUACCGUAGUAUCAAGAGAUGUUACCAUUGAUAGUUUAAUACAACAUCUCCAAAAGUAAGUUCUUUUUCGAUAUUUUUGAACGUAUUUUUGCUAUUUGAGUGUCGUUGAGGAUUUUCGUAUCAUUUCAGUGUCAGUGAGGAUGUAAAAAUCAAUACAAUUGCUCUGAUCAACGCAUUAAUAUUGAAGACACCGCCAGAUCGAAGGAAGGUACAGGGAAUGUCAUUUUUGAAGGGUUUUUCCUAUUCAAGUUUGCCUAGUUUGGGAAUUGUGACCUGGAAUUUGAAUAUCUUUUAUUUGUUCUUUGUCUAAGAAUUUAGCCAGUGAAAUAUUGUCAGUUGGAGUACGAAGCGUUUUAUUAACAGUGAGUGUUAUAUAUACUACUACAACGUCUGUGACCAAUGUACUGUAUUGUGGUGACAUGAUAAAAGUUACAGACUACAGUUUCUACUACAGUAAGAUAGGUUAUAGAAACGGUAAACACCUUAGUUCUGGCGAAAGUAAAAAGUAGGCACAUUGUGCGUACGUGUUUUGCGGAAUGCUGUUGCGCAGCCGUAGUUAUAAUCUUUGGUGCAAUGGGCGUUUGUGCAUUCGCUUUGGUAAGCAAAAGUCGAGGUUGGUAAUGAUUUCACUGUUAACAUAGUUUGGAUCACAAUCUGGUAACAACUUCACAAACUAAUAAAAGUUGUUACAACUUGUUGGCAAGCUUGCUACAAGCCUGUUGUGAACACAUCUUGUUGACAAGAUGUGAAAUUUUUACGUGUGUGAAGCCGAAUUGCCUUUUCAUCUUAUUUCUAGAACAUAAUCCGCAAUCCUCGAGGCGUGUCAGAUGAAAUGGCUCACCAGCUAUACACGUAUCAACAGUUGACACUGAACUUUCUACAAGGCAGAAUGAAUUGUCAGAUGAGAGAGGAGGACCAGGUAUGCUCCGCGACCACUGAUUGGUCAAUAGGUAUAAUACGCGAGCGCUGAUUGGUCAAUAGGUAUAAUACGCGACCACUAAUUGGUCAAUAGGUAUAAUACGCGACCACUGAUUGGUCAAUAGGUAUACUACGCGAGCGCUGAUUGGUCAAUAGGUAUAAUACGCGACCACUGAUUGGUCAAUAGGUAUAAUACGCGAGCACUGAUUGGUCAAUAGGUAUAAUACGCGAGCACUGAUUGGUCAAUAGGUAUAAUACGCGAGCACUGAUUGGUCAAUAGGUAUAAUACGCGAGCACUGAUUGGUCAAUAGGUAUAAUACGCGAGCGCUGAUUGGUCAAUAGGUAUGGUAUUCGAGCGCCGAUUGGUCAAUAGGUAAAUGGUCGACCAACAAGUAUUUAUUUAUUUUAGGCUGAAAAGGAUAAAAUUGAAAACCUACGCAAAGCAGUUUUCGAGUCAAAUAUCGUUCACUUCGACGUGCAAAUGAGGACGUCAAAAGAUUAUAGAAAACUGGGGUUUGAAGUAAGUGUGGAACAAAAUAUUUUGAUAAGCUUAUACACGUGACCAGUUGCAUUUAGUUGCGCGUUUAGAUAGUUUUCUGAGAACUAUUAUGCGUCAGAUGGUGGUCAAAGGGCAGAAUGAGAAAAUGAUAUUACAAGGUUUCUACCCUUUAGUGAAGAUGAAAUUUAAGGAUUUUUCUAGGACUUUCAAGGACGUUUUUCAGUAAAUUCAAGGUCAGGUAUUAUCAGCACAGCUGGAAAGAAAUUCCAGGACUUUCAAGGACUUUCCAGGUGUGAAUUGUUUUUCAAAUUCAAGGACUUCCCAGAAUUUUCAAGGACUUGCCAAAAUUCCAAGGACUUCCCAGAUUUUCAAAUACUUCCCGGAAUUUCCAAGGACCGUGGACACCCUGAUGUUAAUUCUUAUAAGUAUGUGCGAUUAUCUGGUAUUUGGUGGAAAAUAAAUUGAAUUGAGAGAUGUGAAGAUUUGCUGAGAUUAACCAUCUGCUGCCAUCCUUCCCUGUAGAGACAGACGCUUUUAAAGUCGGAAUGUGGAAGGCACGCAGCCUCUACUGAACUCGACUUUCUUUACUGGAUAUUUUCCCAAUUCAUUGUUUGUAAUGUCAAAAUACGUACUCCCUGAUUACUAGCGAGUAAAUAUUUUUCAUUGCAGAAACACAUAAAAUUAUCAGAAAAUUUCCGCGAAACGCCACCAGGAAUUUUGCCCCUGGAUUGUAUGACAUAUUUUAGUAAACAGUUUCCAGAUUCGUACAUAAAGGUAAUUAUCUUAAAUUGUUGUCACUCCUUUGCUACAUGGCCGACUGUGAAACGUCUUGAUGAGAACAUUCGUAUUCUUCAACAAUUUAAAGUAAAUGAAUGAUAGUUGGUGAGAAAAUUGAACUUAAAGUUUUUGUAAAUCAGCAUGAUUUUGGAUCAGAUAUAUACAAACUCCUUCACGCUCAUGAUUUCUUUUGUGGGGUUUUUUUUCAUGAAUUAUAUUAUAGUUCUAUAGAAUAUAUGUUAUAGCUACAUGUUAAGGCCCGUUUACACGGGCGAUUUUUGCUGCGAUUUUCUCCUUUUGGAGGAUGUGAAGGAGUGGAUGAGUUAUAAAUGUUCCAGGUUAUGAAAUCUCCUUCUACUCUUUCAUAUCCUCCAAAAGGAGAAAAUCGCAGCAAAAAGAAUGCGUCAUUUGGAUGCGUAGAAAACGUGUUGGUCAAAACGUCUAUGAAUAGUGUUGGUUUUUACUUGGAAUAUAUGGUCAUGGCCAGAUACCUUUAUCUAGGUUGUAUUAGAAAACAUGGGCCGUGGUGAUGGACACGAAUGCCCGUUUGGUAAAUCAAGUAUCGCUUUAGUAAAGUUGUUGUGUCGAUUACUCAAUAUUGGAGAACAGCGUAAGUUAUUGUCUCGAGUUACAGUGGACUUGGCCGCAAAGAAAAACAAUUCUGUUUAUCAACUCGAAGCAAAAAGAUGCGUAUCCACCAAAGCGAGCCUAUAUCUGCGCAGUUCUUCUACACUCGGAUUACAAAAUUAGACAAGCUAGGAUCAGUGAUAGUUUCGUCUCUUAUAACGAACAAUUGUGCGUCAUACAGCCACAACCAGUUAGCGUCGGCUAUUAAUUUAUGGAAUUUGUAAUGUAUUUGCGCUGGCUGCAAAUCCUCCAAGUAAAUAAUGUUUGGUCAAUAUUUUUAUUUAUUUAUUUAGCUUUGCCAACUAGGGCAGGGUCACCACAACUGCAUAUGCCAAUUACUGUGGGCCCUUUUACCUAACCCACCCUGUCAACUUUCCCUGUGGGAGGAAACCGGAGUACCCGGGGAAAACCCACGACUUUCGGUAGAGCGUUGACUUUAACGAUAACUUAAAGUGACUCUGUUAACUUUCAUACGUAGUAUAACUUUUUUGUAGAUGGAUUAUUCGAACGUAAAUUUAUAGCCUUAUAUAUUUUUAGAAUACCAUCGGAAUCGCAGAGUCGCACGUUCGCCUUCCUGCGAGAGGGCCUAGGUCUAAAAGUAUAAAUAACUAUUUGCGUUCGGAAAUUCCAUGCAUCUACGGAAAAAGAGCCAUCCAUUGUUGGUCCAAGCAAACGAGAUGUCCACCAAUCUUGAUAUUCGCCCAUAAUACAUGUAGGCUACGUUGACACUUGUACCGGAUAGCUUUUCCUAACGACGUGAAAAAACGCCUAUCCGUACCUUUUAGCAACGCUAUUUUCAGAGGAAUUAUUGCAACAGAAAGAGGUUGUUUCGUUCAGCUUCCGAACAGGGUGUCCACCCUUUGGUGAAGGUGAAAUUCAAGGACUUUUCCAGGACUUUCAAGGCCCUUUUUCAGGAAAUUCAAGGACCUGGAUCUGGGAAAAGUCUUUGAAAAUGGCCCAGCAAAUAAUUCACUUUAUUCAGCAAUUUUAAUCAAAAUCACUAAUGUUGGCACAGCUGGAGGUUAAGGAAAUUAAUUCAAGGACUUCUACUGAUUUUCAAGGACUUUCCAGUCCUGGAAUUUUGUUUUUCCAAUUCAAGGACUUUCCAGGAUUUUCAAGGCCCGUGGACACCCUGUCUGAAAGUUGUACAUUCCGUAUCAGAUAGAUGCUUUUUUGAACGGAAAGCUAUCGAUCUGGUAUAUAGUGGUGAACGUAGCCAUUGUAUCUUAAACAAAGAUCUAUUAAAACUACUCUCUAAUCUCAGGCUUUUCACUUUUCUAGCGGAUGACACAUCAUCCGACUACUACCCCAUCUUCUUCACGACGGAGUCGCCGUUUCAAGAACUAUUUUGUAUAUGCAUCACUCUGUUAGGAAAAACAUGGCGAGAAAUGAAAGCAAAAGCCGAAGACUUUGGCAGAGUAAGUUUUUAUGAAGAUUCAUUGUAUCUGAUAUUCUUACUGUAUUCUUUUUGAAGUAUUUGAAGUACAUCAUUAAACGUUUGAGUGCAUUUUUGCCAUUCUGGCAUACGUGUAUGUUUCCUGAUAAUACUAAAAAACUUUGACGGCUUACAAUGUGCGAGUUUACAUGUAGUAUAUUUUGUCUAUUUGUUCUAGGUGAUGAGUGUUGUAGAAAAACAGAUAAAAGAAACUUUAAAGGAGAAACAACCGACCUUAGAUGUUUUUAAAGUAAUGUAUUAUAUAAUAUAAUAGGGAUCGUUUCGUCAACGCGACGACGGCUAUUCACUCAAUGAUAUUCCUUAUCUUGUAGAGAAGAACUGAAUAAUUAAAACCCCACGGCAGUUAGAGACAUUGCGUUAGCGCUUUUUACAUUAGCUAACUAUCAAGAAAAUGUUGUCACACUUGUUCUAUCGAGUUCAGUUAGAACGUUUUAAACGCUACAUAAUAAGAAUGGAGGCGGCCAUUUUGUUGUGAGCUCAUUAGUUAUUCUGCUCAUGUGAAUAUAGAGGCCAAUUAUAAACCAAUAUCUAUCAACUGUUAAGGCCCAUUUCCACUCAGGAAAAUUUUCCGCAG
Messenger RNA from Paramuricea clavata, 5918 nucleotides. Lineage: Eukaryota; Metazoa; Cnidaria; Anthozoa; Malacalcyonacea; Plexauridae. The record is from the annotation of a GenBank genome assembly.